AUGCAGCUUCCAAGCCCAGAACAUGACCUUGUCAUGUCACUUCUUUUCAUUUGUCUCGUCCUGGUGUGCAUACUUUGCAUUGGUUGUCUGAUCCUAGUCGCCAUUGUCAUCAAGCUUGCUAUCCAUGUCCAGAGAGGCCCACCAAUCGAGAUUAAGGAAAAGAAACACAGUGUCAAGGAGGAGGUCAAGGACGAGUUCAAAAAAACUAUAAAGAAGCUGGGGGAUCCCGUCCAAGAACUCUUCCAUUCAGCACAAGAUCAUCUCAAGCUUCCAAAGAACCCAUUCACAAAACAACAAACCCAUCGAUCCAUUCAUCUAUCCGAAAUGACUUCCCACAUUCAGCACAUGACCGCUGUGUCCCUGCCUGACGGCAACACCAUCAUGUUCCAAGUGAAUGAGAAGUAUCAGAUAGACAUUUACGAGAGCCAAACUAGGACCGAGUCUACACCUGGAGCGAAGAAAUAUGACACCAAUACCUUGAAAAUCAAGGCAAAGCCCGUCAUUGUCAACCCAAAGCUUCCUGUCAUUACCGCUGUCGCCUUCCAGCACCCGGACGCUUGGAACGGCAAACCUCAGGUUCGAGUUUACUACGUCGACAGGGACUUUAUGAACAUCCGGGAGGCUUACCGUGUCGGAGGUAACGGGGAAGAAUGGGAUGAUGGAUGGAGCUUCAACAAGAGGGACUUGGUCAUUGCUCCAACCAGUGGUCUGACUGCCAACGUCUUCCAGCAUCCCAACGACAUGAGGAACUUCCAAGUCAAGCUCUACUAUCAGCGUGACAACGAGGAUAACCAUCCGGAUGUUGCUUUCAACGUUGUCGGUGCCCAGGAUGCUUGGGACACACGACGCAACGUCACCACCAACUAA
This is a messenger RNA of Fusarium poae, 867 nucleotides long. RefSeq lists its product as uncharacterized. The transcript has 3 exons. The coding region runs from base 1 to 867 and encodes 288 amino acids. Lineage: Eukaryota; Fungi; Ascomycota; Sordariomycetes; Hypocreales; Nectriaceae. The record is from RefSeq and is a predicted model, not a curated record.